CAAACAAUUUUAGUUCUGCACAAUUGUCCUGCGUAAUGACAGCGCCACUGCGCAAAAAAGUGUUCUAAAGGUCUUUUGAAAAGUGUACGCGUUCACGUUUGCAUCUCUAUGAAUGGCCAUUGAAAAGUGAAGGAUUCCAGAUCAGCGCUGUCCCUGCGUAUCCCCUAACAACCGCAAUAUUAGAAUACACAUCUUCCUCAGUUCCGCAGAUUAAGUUUCAAACAGGAUUCCCCCCCAAGCAAGAUAGUUUAGGUGCGUGGAUGACAGCGCUACGGAAGUGAGUUUAGACUAAAGAGACGGUUGCAGUGGUGACACCAGUGGUCCUGAAGACACCAACGGACAGCGUGGAAUACUCGGGAGAUAUCUGCACCGAAUUAAACCGAACAGCGAUGUCUCAUCAGACAGGUAUCCAUGCAACUGCAGACUUGAGGGAGUUCCUGAUAAACGCAAAGAGAGGAGAGGUCAGAGCCUUCAAGAUCGUCAUAAGAAGCGAGCAGUUGGUGUUGGGGGCAUACAGGCAGCUUUCUCAGAGCUGGGACCGAGACUAUGACCCCUGUGUUCUGCCUCUGCUGGACUCUUUGGAGCCCUGCUACAUCUUGUUGCGCCUGGACACACAUAACCAACAGGGCUAUGAGUGGCUCUUCAUCUCCUGGUCUCCAGAUCAGUCGCCUGUACGAAUGAAGAUGGUAUACGCUGCUACUCGUGCCACACUAAAGAAGGAGUUUGGUGCCAGUCACAUCAAAGACGAGCUAUUUGGAACCACACAGGAGGAUGUCUGUUUCCAGGGUUACCUUUGUCACCUGUCUUCAUGCUCAAGCCCCGCCCCCCUCACAGCAGCCGAGCAGGAGCUCAGUCAGAUCAAAGCUACGGAGGAAAAAGUUGUGUGGGACGAGCGGAGACAAGUGGCUGCUCCAUCUGGGAGAGGAAAGGGGAAGACAGACAUCAGAGUGGAAAGUAAGCAAGCCACUCUACAGGGAUUGGCAUUCCCAUUGCAGGAAGAAGCUAAACAAGCUUUACUGUAUUUCAAACAGAGACGCAUCAACUACAUCCAGCUAAAACUGGACACUGAGAGAGAGACGAUUGAGCUGGUGCACACCAGCCCCACAGAGACGCGAGAGCUGCCAGCAAGGGUCCCUGCUGACGCGCCCCGCUACCACUUCUUCCUCUAUAGACACUGCCAUCAGGGCCAGAGCAUGGAGGCAGUCGUGUUCAUCUACUCCAUGCCCGGCUACAGCUGUGGCGUUAAGGAGCGGAUGCUCUACUCUAGCUGCAAGAACCGACUGCUGGAAGAGGUAGAGAGAAUCUACCGCAUAGAGAUCACCAAAAAGAUGGAGAUCGACAGCGGAGAGUGCUUGACCGAGGAGCACCUAUAUGAGGAAGUGCAUCCUAAACCACAGGCUCUCAAACAGGCCUUCACUAAGCCAAAGGGACCCACCGGGAAGCGGGGAAACAAGCGUCUGAUCAGAGGAGCCGGAGAGAACGGAGAGGAAGGCUAGAAUGGGGUUGAACGUGACAGGGCAGUCCCAACUGCUUCUCCCAGGGACUGUUGUCUGACCUGCUGUACCGCUUUCAUUAUUGUCUACGUUUGUUCUAGUUUCUUCAUCUUUUUUUUUUUUUUUGGUCUGCUAAACAUCCUGACACUCAGUCUCUUACACAAGGCCACAGUGAUGUCCACCAAAACGUUAUCAUUCUUUUACCAGUAUAAUUCGAAUAAAAUGUAUUUCUGUACAUUCGCUGCGCACCCUAUCCGCGUUCCACUUUGUUCUUGUUGUUCAGAAAUAAACCUUGAACAAGUAA
Messenger RNA from Electrophorus electricus (electric eel), 1797 nucleotides. It is a transcript of the gene twf2b, whose product is annotated as twinfilin actin-binding protein 2b. The record is from RefSeq and is a predicted model, not a curated record. Gene Ontology annotation, biological process: positive regulation of neuron projection development; barbed-end actin filament capping; actin filament depolymerization. Lineage: Eukaryota; Metazoa; Chordata; Actinopteri; Gymnotiformes; Gymnotidae. Gene Ontology annotation, molecular function: actin filament binding; actin monomer binding. Gene Ontology annotation, cellular component: cytoplasm; actin filament; myofibril.